Molecule: messenger RNA, 1250 nt
Organism: Ananas comosus (pineapple)
Lineage: Eukaryota; Viridiplantae; Streptophyta; Magnoliopsida; Poales; Bromeliaceae
Exons: 5
Coding region: 135-965 (276 amino acids)
Source: RefSeq, a predicted model, not a curated record
UCGGCGCUGUUCGAAAUCGAAACCCCGGAACCCCGCCUUCGCCACUCCCUCCUCCCACACCACCUCCUCCUCUUCCUCUGCCUCUCUCCCUUAAAGCCCUAAAAAAGCCCUAACUGAGCUCGACACCUCCUCCCAUGGACGAUCGCUACCUCGACGACGCCGAGCUCUGGGCCGUCAUCGACUCCGCCGCCGCCUCCCGCUCACGGAAGCCCCUCCUCGCCGCAAGCCCUUCCCCUGCGACCUACCGGAACCCUUCUUACCCUAGGCACCACAUCAAGGCCGAGGAGGAGAUUAGGGUUCCGGCGGACGGGGAGGUGGUGCAGCAGGACGAGAGCUGGGCCCACCGUCGCCCGCCGAAGAUGGCGAGAUUCGUCGAUUCGAUCGAUACCGCAGAUCGGAGGAUGGUCGUAGCUCGGAAUCAUCCUCCGGCGCCGGUGGUCUCGGCCUUGCCGGAGCCGUACGGAUCGCCGGAGACGGGGAGGUGGGUGGUGAAGGAGGUGAGCCCGGUGGUGGAGACCCCGUCGCCGGAUUCUUGGAAGCGUGAGGUGAUCGGGGAGGAGAACACACGGCAUAGCUUGUUAGGGCAGUUCCCUUCAGUGUCUACUUUUAAGCACUACCAGGAGGCAGCGCUCGCGAUUCUAGAUAAAGCUGAUUACACCGUGAUCUCUGGAAACCCAUAUAUAAAGAAGUCAGGAUGGAGAAAGAUAUCAUUUUUCUUCAAUAUCUCAUUUGAAAUCAAAGACAAAUCCAUCGAGUUUGAUGAAAACAGAAAUGUCCAGCGUGCUGAAUUUGUCGUCCGAGCCAUUAUGCAAGGUGGGAGAUUCUCUGAUGGAUGGGGCUCAUGCGAACGACGUGAGAAAAGGUUCAUGAAACCUAACCAUGAUAUUCCGAGCACAGCUGAAACCAGAGCUAAAAAUAAAGCUUGCCAGGACCUCCUUGGAAUUGGACACUUCCGUCCUAUUUGAUUGCAGGGCACAGCAUUGUUUGUAGAAUGUAAUUCAAACACCAUACUUUCCACCGCGCUCUUGUAGAACGGAUGAAUAAAAGAUGUUGGUUUGCAAGAAUUCUCUGAUUAAUGAGCUAGAUAGCCAAAAGAGAAAGGAGAAAACAACAUGAGUAGGAGUUCUCAUCCUUGCCCUACCCACAGAUAUUAAAGGAUUUUCAGGUAAGCUCGCUGAUAAUUCUUUUUCAUGUUGUAUCUGUAUGCUUAUUUUUUUUUCAUCAGAUGAUGGCUUCUUCACCACUCUCUG